AUGAAUAAUCCAGCGGAUCAAAAUUUUCCUGUUUCUAAGCACAGUUCUUCGGGUUCAAACGAAGGUGAACCUGCUAAAAAAAUCCCUAAAAGUUCAAAAAGCUUUCAGAUGACAUGGUUCGAUGAAUUUUCCUCUAGGAGAGAGUGGGUGGUUCCAUUAGCCGAUGAAACAAAGUUUCAGUGUAAAAUUUGCAAAAAUCGUUGUUAUGUGGAAAAUCGGAAAUUCAAAAACUCUUCUAAUGUAACUGCCAAUUCUUUUGAUGUUGAUUCUCUUGCAGCAAGUUCUUUCAAUACAGAUUUCUCAGAAUCUGAAAGUCCGCAAUUUGGUACUUUCAAACAAAAGGUUCCAGAAGCAGAGAUUAGGAUCACUGCGUUUUUCAUGGAACAUAAUCUUCCAUUUAGGAUUUCCUCGGACUUAAUACGACUUUUUCAAGACAUGGAACCUUCGGUUUUAAAAAAUGUUAAAUUGGGCCACAUUAAAAUGGUCUUAGUUGCGAAUAACGUCGUUUGUGCUGCUGGAACUGAUCGCAUUUCCAAUAUUUUGCGCAAGCAAUCAUUUGCAGUGUACGAAGACGAAACGAGCGAUAGGACUCUUGAAAAGUGGUUGUCGUUAAUGGUUCGAUAUGUAGAACCCAUGACACUUUCCGUCAGAGUAGAAUGA
Belonocnema kinseyi is the source of this 660-nucleotide messenger RNA. RefSeq lists its product as uncharacterized. The coding region runs from base 1 to 660 and encodes 219 amino acids. The transcript has a single exon. The record is from RefSeq and is a predicted model, not a curated record. NCBI's taxonomy places the organism in Eukaryota, Metazoa, Arthropoda, Insecta, Hymenoptera, Cynipidae.